Rana temporaria (common frog) is the source of this 2336-nucleotide messenger RNA. Its product is annotated as acetylcholine receptor subunit alpha-1-B-like. Gene Ontology annotation, cellular component: neuron projection; synapse; postsynaptic membrane. Gene Ontology annotation, biological process: regulation of membrane potential; signal transduction; chemical synaptic transmission. The record is from RefSeq and is a predicted model, not a curated record. NCBI's taxonomy places the organism in Eukaryota, Metazoa, Chordata, Amphibia, Anura, Ranidae. Bases 176 to 1561 code for a protein of 461 amino acids. Gene Ontology annotation, molecular function: acetylcholine-gated monoatomic cation-selective channel activity; transmembrane signaling receptor activity. The transcript is spliced from 9 exons.
GAAGCUCAGCUGUCCUGUGAACAGGUGGAGAGCAAUAAUAGCCCAGUGGUUCCAUUCCAAUCCGUGCAACCGGAAGCUGAAGAGAGCCUCACAGCAGACAAGGUUCAACCGUCUAAAAUUUCAUCAUUCCCACCAUCAAUCCAAACAGUAAGAAAGUAGGUACAGAAGGAAGGAAAUGGAUUUUACUACAACGUGCCUUAUUGUUCUCUCCAUUUCAGCUGGAUUGGUCCAUUCUUAUAAACAUUCCUAUGAACAUGAAGCCAGCUUGAUUGAUAACCUCUUUGAGAACUACAACAAAGUUGUACGUCCAGUCGAAAACUUCAGCGACAAAGUUGUGGUGACAGUUGGCCUGCAGUUCAUUCAGCUUAUUAAUGUGGAUGAAGUGAAUCAAAUUGUAUCAACAAAUAUUCGCCUGAAACAGCAAUGGGUGGAUGUCAACCUAAGAUGGAAUCCAGCAGAUUACGGAGGAGUACAGAAGAUUCGGGUACCUUCAAGUGAUAUUUGGCGUCCAGAUUUAGUUCUGUACAACAAUGCUGAUGGUGACUUUGCUAUUGUCAAGGAUACCAAGGUCCUUGUGGAUUACACUGGAAAAAUUACAUGGAUGCCCCCAGCUAUUUUCAAAAGCUACUGUGAGAUUAUAGUCACAUAUUUCCCGUUCGACACACAAAACUGCAGCAUGAAGCUUGGUUCAUGGACCUACGAUGGCAAUAUGGUGGUUAUAAACCCGGAAAAUGACCGUCCAGACCUCAGUAAAUACAUGGAGAGUGGGGAGUGGUUGAUGAAGGAUUAUCGCCUCUGGAAGCACUGGGUUUUUUAUACUUGCUGCCCAGAUGUUCCAUACCUGGACAUAACCUAUCACUUUAUUCUGCAGAGGCUGUCUCUUUACUUUAUUGUCAAUGUCAUCAUUCCUUGUCUGCUCUUCUCAUUUCUGACUGGUUUGGUGUUCUACCUUCCCACUGAUUCAGGUGAGAAAAUGACCCUAAGUAUCUCUGUCCUGCUAUCCCUGACUGUGUUUCUUCUGGUCAUUGUUGAACUGAUCCCAUCAACCUCGAGUGCUGUUCCCCUGAUUGGAAAAUAUAUGUUGUUCACUAUGGUGCUGGUCAUUACAUCAAUUAUUAUUACUGUCAUUGUGAUCAACACUCAUCACCGCUCUCCAAGUACUCACAUCAUGCCUCCCUGGGUCAGGAAGAUAUUCAUUGAAACAAUCCCAAAUAUGAUGUUCUUCUCUACCAUGAAACGACCUUCCCAAGAAAAGCAGAGCCCAAAGGUUUUUGCAGAAGACAUUGACAUAUCAGAAAUUUCAGGAAAACUGGGUCCAGCUGCUGUGAUCUACCAGUCACCAAUCUUGAAGAACCCUGAAGUCAAGAGUGCUAUAGAAGGAGUCAAGUAUAUAGCAGAAACCAUGAAAUCUGACCAGGAAUCCAAUAAGGCAUCAGAAGAAUGGAAGUUUGUGGCAAUGGUGCUCGAUCAUGUCCUCUUGGCAGGCUUCAUGAUCGUUUGUGUCAUCGGAACACUCGCUGUAUUUGCAGGACGCCUUAUUGAGCUAAAUUCACAGGAAUGAAUAUAUCUUGGAUUUCAUGAUAUUAAAAAGAAAUGGCCAAGAGGAGGAAUAUUAUGACUGUGAUGCAUCUUCAUCAUUCUGUAUGAAGUAUUACAGAAUAUAUGCCAUUCAUAUAAAUAAUAUUGGUAAUGUUCUUAAACAAAAAUUCCAGUCUGGUGGAAAAACAGAAUAUUUUUUUUUACAUUCAAAUUAUUGUUAAAAUUCAAUUUUGUUUUUCUUUUCCAUGCAAUGAGGGAGCAUUUAAUGGGUACUCCAGGAUCUGACACCCUGAAAGAUGUUGUGCCUUUGCCCACCCCACCAUUGUACCAUGGUUACUGACAGCAUGGGAGUGGAGCAUUUUUUCCCGGUUUAUACACCCACAUAGCAUUGUGAAAACAUGGACCCCCACAGGUCAUAUUUUUUGACUAAUUCUUCUAUUGUGUUUGUAUGGAAAAGACAUGGGAACAUCUAAAUAAUUAUUGCCUACAGGAAAACCUAAUACAGUAUUCCUGUGAGAGCAUCAGGUCAUCUUCCCAACUGUAUUGCCAACAUACUGACUUUUGGGUUUAUUUCAUGAGGUCAUGCAAAGUGAAAUAACAAUGUGCAACAUGUAUCCAUCGGAUUUACUGUAUGUUUACUGUACUAACAUUGGAUAGGAAAUGAAAAUGUAUGUUCAGCUAAAACUGUUCUUAGUUUGGAUUGAAUGAGGAAUAAUUAUAAUGCCUGUCUUGGGAGUGAUCAGAUUUCUCCAACAGCAACACGGGCAGAAAUAAAAAAAUAUUUUCUGAUAUCUCUA